AUGGCCCACUGCCAGGGUGUGGCCUCAGGUAGGACACAGCCAACACAGAGCCCGGGAAAAGUCGCCGAGGGGUGCGGGCGCCGCGCCGAGGAGCCUCUCUGCCCGAGGGGCUCCCCCCUGCCCAACUCUUUCCCUCCAACUGGUCGGCCGCGCCCGCGGCCACCUGCCUGCGCGCCCCACCGCCCUCGGUCACAGCGCACAGACCCGACCUGGAGUGUCCGCUGA
Galeopterus variegatus (Sunda flying lemur) is the source of this 225-nucleotide messenger RNA. RefSeq names its product chromosome unknown open reading frame, human C15orf56 (gene PAK6-AS1). NCBI's taxonomy places the organism in Eukaryota, Metazoa, Chordata, Mammalia, Dermoptera, Cynocephalidae. Bases 1 to 225 code for a protein of 74 amino acids. The record is from RefSeq and is a predicted model, not a curated record. The transcript has 2 exons.